This is a messenger RNA of Aspergillus fijiensis CBS 313.89, 633 nucleotides long. Its product is annotated as emp24/gp25L/p24 family protein. The record is from RefSeq and is a predicted model, not a curated record. NCBI's taxonomy places the organism in Eukaryota, Fungi, Ascomycota, Eurotiomycetes, Eurotiales, Aspergillaceae. The coding region runs from base 1 to 633 and encodes 210 amino acids. The transcript is spliced from 4 exons. Gene Ontology annotation, biological process: endoplasmic reticulum to Golgi vesicle-mediated transport; protein retention in ER lumen; Golgi organization. Gene Ontology annotation, cellular component: endoplasmic reticulum-Golgi intermediate compartment; endoplasmic reticulum; Golgi apparatus.
AUGCGCUUCGCAGCCCUCGUCCUCGGCCUGUGGGCCACCUUGAUCUCCUCGGUGGCGGCCACCGCGCUGACCUACCGCCUCGAGGCCAACGAGAAGGCCUGUUUCCACAGCUAUGUGGACCAGAAGAACGUCAAGCUCGCUUUCUACUUUGCGGUCCAAUCCGGCGGCUCCUUCGAUGUCGACUACUCGGUGAUCGGGCCCGGCGACAAGGUGAUCCUGGAGGGGACCAAGGAACGUCAGGGCGACUUUGUGUUCACGGCGCAGAGCAUCGGCGAGUACCGGUUCUGCUUCAACAAUGAGAUGUCGACGUUCGCGGAGAAGAUGGUGGAUUUCGAGAUCGCGGUCGAAAACGAGGAACGCGCGCAGCUCCCCUCCCGGCAGGGCGCCAGCCCCGAGCAAGCCUCGGCGCUGGAGGAGUCGAUCUUCAAGCUGUCGGCGCAGCUGUCGACCAUCUCGCGCAACCAGAAGUACUUCCGGACGCGCGAGAACCGCAACUUCAGCACGGUGCGCAGCACGGAGCGCCGGAUCUUCAAUUUUAGUGUCAUCGAGGGCCUGAUGAUGGUGUCCAUGGCCGCGCUGCAGGUGUUUGUGGUGCGGUUCUUUUUCCAGGGGGCGCGGAAGGGGUAUGUUUGA